CAGCUAGCCCAGCUAGCCGCGGCGGCUAAGGCUAGCGGCUAAUGCUAGCUGCUGCUAGCUAGUGGCGCUAUGAUGGCGGAGCUGCAGGGACAGGCCUCGAGCAGCCAGCCGGGGCUCAAGUCGGACGGCCUGGCCGACGUCUUGCAGCGGGCCCGGCAGAUGGUGGGCAAGAUGGGCGGCGACGGCGGGGGCGUGACGCACAUCAACAGCUCGGCGGCCGGCGGCGAGCCCUCGCUGUACUACGCCGGACAGAAGCGAGCCGUGGAGGACGCAGGUAAUCAGCUGUCAGCAGUGGGGCACCAACGGGUGAUGACGGAAGACUACAAGGUUCCUGACAGGAUGGUGGGUUUCAUCAUUGGCAGAGGCGGCGAACAAAUCACCAGAAUCCAGUUAGAGUCGGGUUGUAAGAUCCAGAUCGCUGCCGACAGUGGAGGUCUGAUGGAGCGUCCGUGUUCCCUGACUGGGACUCCAGAGUGCAUCGAACAGGCAAAGCGGCUGUUGGUCCAGAUCGUGGAGCGCUGCAGGAACGGUCCCGGUUUCCACGGCGACGGGGAUGGCGGGGCCCUGGUGCAUGAGAUGCUGAUCCCAGCCAGUAAGGUGGGGCUCGUGAUUGGUCGAGGAGGAGAAACCAUCAAACAGCUGCAGGAGCGUGCAGGAGUGAAGAUGAUGAUGAUCCAGGACGGUCCGAUGCCAACGGGAGCCGACAAGCCCCUCCGCAUCUCCGGGGACCCGUACAAAGUUCAGGCUGCCAAGGAGCUGGUGUUGGAGGUGAUCCGAGACAAGGAUGCAGACUUCCGGUCAGGACGCAGUGACUUCUCCGCCCGGCUGGGAGGAACCAACCUGGACGUUCCUGUUCCCAGGUUCGCGGUUGGCAUCGUCAUCGGCCGCAAUGGGGAAAUGAUCAAGAAGAUCCAAAAUGACGCCGGAGUGCGGAUCCAGUUUAAGACAGAUGAUGGCAUCAGCCCGGAGCGUGUCGCCAUGGUGAUGGGUCAGCCGGACCGAUGUCAGCACGCCGUCCACCUCAUCAACGAGCUCAUCCACACCGCACAGGUAACACGCACCACACACGCCGGCGGCCCGUGCGCACCUACUCCCUGCGCCUGCACGCCACAGGAGCGGGACGGAUUCGGCUCGGCGCUGAGGGGCAGCAGGGUCCGAGGUCGCGGCGACUGGGCGGUGGGCUCCCCCGGGCCGCUCCAGGAAGUGACCUACACCAUUCCCGCCGACAAGUGCGGCCUGGUCAUCGGCAAAGGUGGCGAGACCAUCAAGAGCAUCAACCAGCAGACCGGCGCUCACGUGGAGCUGCAGAGGAACCCGCCGCCUUCCACCGACCCCAACACGCGCAUCUUCACCAUCAGAGGUUCCGCCCAGCAGAUGGAGCACGCUCGCCAACUCAUCGACGACAAGAUCGGGGGUUCCGGCAUCAUGAGUAACGGCGGCUUCGGCUUCAGUCCCUUCACUCAAGGCCCCACCCACCAGAACUGUGGUGGCGCUCAGCCCUUCUUGACGGGCGUCUGGGGGAACACGUAUCAGACUGGCUGGCAGAACCCGGGACAGCAAGACCCUGGGCAGCAGAGUCAAGCUGGCAGUGUGAUGAGUGACUACAGUAAAGCGUGGGAGGACUACUACAAGAAACAAACUCAGUCAUCCCAGCAGAGCUCGCUGCCGGACUACACGGCGGCGCUAGCAGAGUACUACCGCCAGCAGCCAUACCUGUGGAACCCCGCCCAGAUCCAGGAUCACUAGAGGCCCCCCCUCCCCCCACGUGGGUGGCGGUCGCCAUGGCAACCCGCCCCACCCGGCGACGCUCCACCUCCUUACUUUUUUUGUAGAGCGAAAUCACGAGAAAACCGGAAGUGGUCUUCUGCUUUUAACCUCCAAAGUCGACGGUGUGUCCAACUUCCUGUUUUGUUUUGUUUUGUGAGCGUGGACACGUUUGAACAAAGUUGACUUUCACCUUCUUUCAGCUUCACGCUAGCAGUCUUGACAAACUGACCUUCUGUUGUUUUUUUUUAGUCCUUUGAGCAUGCUUUUUGUUCUCUGAUGUUUUAACGCAUUGGACAGAAAUGUAACCUUUUGCCUUUUUCUACCUUUUGACUUGUCCACGCUCCUCCUCGCCUCUCUGUGGGCCAACACUACUUAGCAUGUUAGCUUAGCAUCACUACAUCUGUCUCAGUUGCAGACGAUGCAACUCUUGGUUAGCGCCCGUUCAUCCCCCGCGUCAUGAGCGGCAGAAGCUGGGACGCCAUCUUGGAAGAACAUUCCCACUUCCUGGCCUGUUAGCGCCUUAGCAACCAGCUUUACUUUUGCACCGCCUUCCUCCAUUAGCUAGCAGCGACGUUGGUACUUUUUUCUGUUUUUCUCUGGACUUUCCGCCUAAAUGAAAGCUUUAUUGACUUCAAGUGUGGAGCUCGAAGGUGGAGCGGCGUGUUGCUAGCCUCGCGCGGCGCGUGUUGGACCACAGAGAAGUUUGCGUGGCGACGAUAUGAGUUUGGGUUCAGGGGUCUAUUUAAAUGUUGUUUUUGUUGUUGUUCAUGAGCUAAUAUGCUAAGUGUUGACUUCCUAAGCUCCUCAGUUCUCAAGACUGCUAUGCUAACGCUAACACCUCCCGGCCCUGUGAGUCGCUCAGGCUGGUUAGCCGUUAGCGCGGCGGCUCAGAGUGGGCGCUCCCCUCCAGCCACUCCCCGCUCCCCUCCUCCCCCCGGUUCGGGCCACACCCCCACCCACUGAACCGGGACCGUACACGAGCGCCGUCCACGCCGUUUUAGUUCUUCCGAGCUCCGCCCCCUUGGCCAGGGGGGCGUUUUUUUGGUUUAUGUUUUUUUUUUUGUAACGGACUCUGGUCCAAGUGUAACCUGCAGAUGUUUCUAGAAGAUUCUAUUGACUGAUGAGGAAGUGAAGAUAACGAGGGCUAAUAAAGUGGCGCCUUCUUUCUGACUUCCCCGCGUCUCCUUCGCGCCGCUGCGGCGAGCCACGCCCCCUCGGUGGACGGCCCGGGCCCUCCUCGCAGAGUCUCAUCUAUUAUUCAUCAUUAUUAGCGAUCCUUGAAAUAUUCAUGUUCCCGCCGCCCCCCGACAGAUGCCGUGAUUGAUGAUGUCAUCGGUCAUUAAGACGGGUGUGUGCGUGCACAGGAAGUAGUUACUGCAGCAUACUGCGCGUGUGGUCAGUAAGUACAGUAAAGUGGUCGUUAAGUACACUUCGUCUUUGACCGCAAGUGGGCGUGUCCUUGUCUCGCCGCCAGAAAAGCCCCAUGCGGCGAUUGGUUGGUUUUAGUCUUGUUUUUCAACUAUUUCUUGGCACUUGACGUUGUUAUGACAACAAACAAUUAGCUAUCAGCAAGAAUAAUACCAACUUUUAAAUAUUGUGUGGCUUCUCAUAUGUUAUUUUGAGUACAAAUAAGUCUGGUGAGAGCAUUGACCCCUGGGGCACGCCGCACUGAGGGACAUCGACUUUAACGCUAAAGGGUUUUUUUUUAUCCCAUUUAUCAGAAACAAAAGCCUUUCUUUUUUUAUGUUUGCAUUGUUUUAAUCGCAGGUGAAGGUCCCGUCUGUGAGGUAAACAAAUGAUAAAGAAAUGUUGAGAGAAAGUGAUUGUUUAUUGGAAGUAUUUAAAGCAGAUAUAUUAAUCACAGUUUCCAGGUUGAUCAUGAUUUAUUGACAUUUGCAACACUGUGUGAAAUUGUAGUGUUGAAACAUCAAUGGCAGGACAUAAAAUGCAAAUAUUUGACAGA
Molecule: messenger RNA, 3730 nt
Organism: Nerophis ophidion (straightnose pipefish)
Lineage: Eukaryota; Metazoa; Chordata; Actinopteri; Syngnathiformes; Syngnathidae
Product: far upstream element-binding protein 3-like
Exons: 17
Coding region: 70-1746 (558 amino acids)
Biological process (GO): regulation of gene expression
Cellular component (GO): nucleus; cytoplasm
Molecular function (GO): mRNA binding
Source: RefSeq, a predicted model, not a curated record